GGAAAUUUACUGCCCUAUAACUCUUUCUCAGAUCAUUUUAUUGUAUCUAGAUAGGAAAUAUGAUAUUUUAGGCUUUUUCCAAACCCUUAAGUGACUUUAUUAGCCCCGCCCUCCCCUACGUCAUUCUUUUAUGCUUUAGCAUUCCGUUCUAAUAUUCAUUGAUACUCAUUAAAUGGGAGACAGUAAUUUUAUUUCAAAUCCUUUUAAAACUUAAUUUACAUUAGGUAUGUACUGAAAGUUGUUUUAAGUGUGUAAAAGACCCGUUUUAGAAUUUACACGGUGUAAAUAAAUUGAGCAAUUUGUGACAGAAAUUAUUGCACUGCAUGUUCGCGAAGAAAGGUCCACAACAUUUUGAAUUAGAUGCACUAAAACGCACCUUAGCAUAGCGUGGAAGUUAGCAUACAUCAUCAUAUGGUAAAGAGGAGAGAGCUUUGACGCUAUAUGCGCGCAAAUGUCGCUUUAUCUGUUUGAAAAGGUGUUUAUUUGUCGGAGAGUUCGUAUGUGAGUAGCAUAGAGGAGCAUAAGUACCACCCAGCGUGUGGCUGAUGCUCUCCUUUUGUUAGCAUCUGAACCAGCUGAACGUAUCGCAGCUCAAGUCGUGUGGAUAAAAUUCAUGUGGUGUGCCAAAGAAGAGUGUGUGGUGGCAGCCGCAAGUGGAUGUCUGCUGAUAAUAUUGGGACUUUUGCUGACAGUGGUGUCUGCCAAGAAUCAACAAACCUAUAAUGUUUAGAGAUGGAAGAUUAAAUGCUAAAUAUCCCGUGAUAUGGUAUAUGUUAUAUGAAGAAGAAAAAAUUCAAUGGACGCUCGUUCUCCCGCCAUAACGUCAUUCAUUACAAUAUGACUUCCAUGAACCCAUAGAGAUCAUUCCCCAAGUUUGUUGGGAGACUUGUGAGGCACUCUGUGGUGGCAGCGCGCAUGAAGUUGUGUGUCUGUAGUUAAAGCUCUGUUUCUCUUCCUCUACACCACACACUACAGUAUACCCCGUAGUUACUUCGGCUAAAAGUGUUUUACAAAUCGUGCGAGAGAGUCAGUUCAGUUGGAAUCGGUACCUGGCGCGGUUGAGUUGUGUAACAUUUGGCGAUAAUUGAAUAUAUUCACUUUUUUCCUCCCUCUUCAAAUUAUAAGGAGAAUCUUCUCGAACACAAAGCUCGAGAUAAAUUUAUCAAAAUUCAAAUAAAUUCAAGACGGUAGAAAAAUUUAUAAAUAAAUUCAUUAUUUGAAUUCAUUGGCGAGGGUGUUGUGUGUGAGUUGGCGCAGAGAUACCGAGAGAAUUUUUUUUUUAAAUAGAAAUAAAAUUCUGCCCGAAGCAGAGAACAAAAAGGAAAAGAAAGUUUGAGAGUUCAAAAGUUGAGAGAACACCCAAAUAUAUACCAGCAACAAGAGUUUCUUGCUUUUUGGGAGGCCCACACACAUCAGAAAUAAAUCUUGAUAGUCUCUCUCGGCAGUGCUAAAGACGAAAGUGUGACUAUAUAAAAUGCCACAGUGAAGUGACAAUUAAAAAGGGCUGUGCCCCUUUACUUUGUACCUUUUUUGGGAGAUUUUACGACUAAAAUGUAAAUUGUGUGCACGACCCAAAUUUUUACUGCUUUUGGAAAAUAAGAAGAAUACGAGUUCUCCAAUAAAGAAACAUUCCACGUAGUUUAAUAAAUACGACAAAUUGCAUCUUCAAAAGGGCACUCCUGCGCUUUUCUUUCUUCAUAUUUGACCACAACCAAUUGACAAGGAAUUAUACAUAUUAUUAUACAUAUUGAAUUGAAAGUGCAAGAUUAAUUGGAUUUGAUACCUGCUGCAUGCACAUUGGCACGUGAAAUCAAUAUAACAGACGCUCUGCGGGAAAUUCUACUUCCAAUCUAACAGUGGUUUGAGUGAAAUUUAAGUGAGGAAGGUCUGCAAAAAUAAAAAAAUAAUAAAAAUGGUUGACUACUACAAAAUUCUUGAAAUUAAUCGGGGGGCAACGGAUGCAGAAAUUAAAAAAGCAUACAGAAAAUUAGCACUCAAAUGGCAUCCAGACAAAAAUCCCAACAAUCAAGAUGAGGCAAAUAAAAGAUUCAAAGAGAUCUCCGAGGCUUAUGAAGUGCUAUCAGAUGAGAGAAAGAGACGUGUGUACGAUCAAUACGGCAAAGAAGGACUUAUGGGACACAAUGAACGUCACCACCGAUCACGACGACACGAUCCUGAAGAUUAUGACUUUAUGGGUAACUUUGGAUUCACAUUUAGAGAUCCCGAAGAAGUGUUCCGAGAAUUCUUUGGCAAUUCACCAUUUGCUGAAAUAUUUGGUGCUAUGCCGUAUGGCGCCACAAAUGGACGUCGUUCCCACAGACAUUCUCACCCACAGAAUACAAUCUCCUCCCAAUUCAUGAGUCCCUUCAUGGGGAUCUCACUGAUGGAUGAUUUCUUCACAAUGGACGGUGGUGGUGGCAUGAACGGUGCCUUCACGUCCUUCUCCUCCUUCAAUACUGCCGGUGGGGGUGGUGGUGGUGCCGUUAAACGUACCUCCACCUCAACCACAUUUGUCAAUGGAAAGAAACUUAUGACAAAAAGGAUAUACGAGAAUGGAAAGGAAACUGUAAUGUCGUACGAGAACGACGUCCUGAAAUCAAAGACUGUCAAUGGUGUGGCCCAAGCACUUUCCUACAAUUAAAUUUCAUUCAAAUUAUAUUAAAAAAUUAAAGAAAAAAAACAUGCAGGCGACAAUGAGGAACAAUGUAGAAAUUUCUAAUCUUCAAAUUUUGAGAAUUUGCUGCGAAGAAUAACCCAAGAUAUAGAUUAAUCUUCACAACUACCUAUAUUAUACAUGUAUGAUUAAAUUUCAUAAUUUUUCUUUUCUCAAUUUAUUUCAAUGAGAGAAGUAAUAUUAUAUAUCCUCAUAUAAAAAAAAAUAAUUUCUGACGCCAGAGUUUAGCAAAAAAAAAAAAUACAAUUAAACUCUGAAUGUAGAAAAAUGAUCUUCUCUAAAAAAAAGAGUGUGUAGAAAAUAAAUAUUAUAUACCUAUAUAUAUGAUUUGAUUCACGAUAUAUAAUAAAUUAUAAAAAAAAUAUAUUAAAUGAAAAUUAAAAACAAUUUAUCAUUAAAUUUCUAUAAUGGUCUCAAAACCAAGUUUUAUCGUAAAUAUAUUGAAAGAAAAAAUAAAAUAUUGUGUAUGUUGCUGUAUGUAAAAGCGAAUGAUGAAAAAAAAAAGAAGAAAAAGAGUUAGGUUACUCUAUAAUGGACUAAAUUAACGUGAUUGGUAGAUGAAGAGAGGGAGAGAGAAAGAAAAUUAGUAAUGAUGGUGUAAAUCCAGUGCAAAUUGAAAUGGAAUUUGCAGAACAAAUUGAUUCAUCUUAUAGCUCAUGAAACUCAUGAAUAAAUCAAAUGGUUAAUGUAGAGGUGUUGCUUUAGUUAAGGAGCAUCAUUACUUCAUUUCUAUGGGACAUACAGCUUCCCUCCUUUUUACCAUGUAAUUUAUUUUUAUUGUGUAUUAUCUGAUUAUAAAGAAAAUAGCAGAACUCGUG
Messenger RNA from Lutzomyia longipalpis, 3492 nucleotides. It is a transcript of the gene mrj, whose product is annotated as dnaJ homolog subfamily B member 6. Gene Ontology annotation, molecular function: Hsp70 protein binding. Lineage: Eukaryota; Metazoa; Arthropoda; Insecta; Diptera; Psychodidae. The record is from RefSeq and is a predicted model, not a curated record. The transcript is spliced from 6 exons. The coding region runs from base 1913 to 2641 and encodes 242 amino acids.